GAGAGAGAGAGAGAGGGGGGGGGGGAGAGAGAGAGAAGCGAUUGAGGUGCAAACAGUGAGCCAAAUCCCACACAGACAUAACAAGUUGAGCUAUAGAAGGGACAGCCGGUCACAUUUCCGUCUCACCUGCAAACCAAACGUGAGGGGAAUGGUUGAUUGCGUCAGUGUUUGUGUGAGAGUGUGAGUGUGUCUGUGUGCCAUUGCCUGACGCCGUUAGUGGAUGUGCUGACUCUUCUCUCUUGGAAUUCAUGAAAAUCUUUUAAUCUCCGCCAGUGCGGCGUCACACGCAACAACCCCGAGCGCAGAAGGCAUCCAGGUAUCUCUGAGAACACCUGACCUGGGGGAGAACUUUACGCGCACCGGACACCAGCCCAUCGCUUCUUCCCAUUUUUGUUGACGUUGAAUGGAGCAAAGCUGUGUUCCUUGAAUUUCUCACCAGUCUUCCGAAAAACUUUUGCUACAGUUUAGUGACAUUCACCGACGUCUAUUUUUCAAGUCAGCUUGAAGUGAUCGACAUCAACAGGACCAAUGGAUACCAGCCCUGGUGGUGGAGUCAUCCUGUACGCGGGCUCCUCCGGCAGUUCGAGCCCGAGCCCCGGCAGCCCCUCCAGUGGGUACCAGACACAGUCCCCCUGUUCGCACUCCCAGCCCUCCUCUCCGGAGGAGGUUACUACCUGCACAGAGAUCGGGGCGUUUAAACCCAGGGCGUCUGGGUGCACCACCUCGUCCUCCAAACUGGUAUUCCAGUUCCCAGAGAUCUACAGCGCCCCCCCGGCGCCGGCCCCCCCGCAGAACACCUACGCGCACCCCGUCGCAGGAAAGAGGUCGUGCGGUUUCACGGGAACUUUCACAAAGACGGGGGGAAUGGUUCUGCUUUGCAAGGUCUGCGGAGACAUUGCAUCCGGUUUCCACUAUGGAGUGCACGCAUGUGAAGGCUGCAAGGGUUUUUUCCGCCGCAGCAUCCAGCAGAACAUCAACUACAAGAUGUGUGUCAAGAACGAAAACUGUCUGAUCAUGCGCAUGAACCGCAACCGUUGCCAGCACUGUCGCUUCAAGAAAUGCCUCUCCGUCGGCAUGUCACGAGAUGCUGUUCGUUUCGGCCGCAUCCCCAAGAGAGAGAAGCAGCGACUUCUGGACGAGAUGCAAAGCUACAUGAGCAGCCUAAACGAGUCGGUGGCCAUGGACUCCCCUUCAGUGAGGGAGCCUGCCGGUAGCCCAGAGGAGGGCCACUCAAAGGAGGCCAUUGGGGCCAUCUCCAGGGCCUACCGUGACAUCUUCACCAGCAGCAACAGCCGCAAGAGAGCAGCCAAGACCGACAAUACCACGUCUCCCUUCUCUCAGGGUGCCGGUUUUGCCCAAGUCCUCUCUCACCCGGCCUCCACCCUGAGUUAUAAGUCUUGCCCCGUUGCCCCUCGUGACGACCCACCGACAUUCCUCAACGGGCACAACAGUUGCUACGCCUACUUGGCGUCAACAAAUCACAGCCAAGAUCCGUCUAACGGAGGAUGUUCGACCAAUCGUAACAGUUUUUGCAACGCAGGAAGUACCCCAAAUCAGCCCACCUGCCCGUGGAAAUUAGCUUCAGGAGCAAAAGUGUUGGCCUGUCCUCUCAACGCGUGGCCUGUAUCAGGGUCAGAGCGCACGAGUCAGGACAUAUGGGAAUCCUUCUCGCAGUGUUUCACUCCCGCCGUCAAGGAGGUGGUAGAGUUUGCCAAGGGCAUCCCGGGAUUUCAGGAGCUUAGCCAGCAAGACCAGGUCCUGCUGCUGAAAUCCGGCACCUUCCAGGUGCUGAUGGUCAGGUUCUGCACCCUGUUCAAGGCUGACGAGCGUACAGUAACUUUCCUUAAUGGCCAAACGUACCCCCUGCCCACCCUGCGGGCCCUGGGCAUGGGCUCUCUGCUGGACGCAAUGUUCAACUUCAAUGAGAAGCUGGGCUCCUUGGGGCUGGAGCCUGAUGAAAUGGCCCUCUUUAUGGCCGUGGUGCUGGUCUCUGCAGAUCGUUUCGGCAUCAAAGACACGCAGGCUGUGGAGCAGCUGCAGGAAGGUCUCAUCCGUGCCCUUCGGUCACUGAUCACUCUGCGCCGCCCAGAAGACACCGCUCUCUUCCCCAAACUCCUCCUGUGCUUGCCCGACCUGCGCACCCUCAACAAUCUGCACUCAGACAAGCUGUUGGCCUUUCGCAUCGACCCUUGAGCGGGCAGGUGUUCGCACGGCACAGUGCCACAAACUGUUUUACAAGAGUUAUACAGGAGGCCACAGAAACACACACAGAUAUUCUCUUCCAAGGACGGACAGGACUUUCCUUAAAGUUGAGGGGAAAAAAAACUGAAUUGUUCCAUUCGAGCAGUGGUUUUACAAAAGAGAUAUUUUUAAACAACCUUUUGAUUUAAAUACUAUGUUUUGAGACAAGUACAUAUACAACCUCAACACCUCUUGAGAGACAUUGUUCCGGUAAAAACAAUAUAUAAUAACUGUCAUGUAGGUUUAGUUAUCAUUUUGUACACUUGCUCAUUAUAUUCAGUGAACCUAAGAAAAAAAGCCAGCUCACUUGUUUAUUCGUUAAAUCCUUUAGAAUCUAUUAGAGAUGUUUGGCAUGUCAGCCUGGGUUUAAAAGGAAGAGAACCUUUAUAGAAUGCAUAGCAAUAUCUGAAAUGUUAAGGUACUUAUUUAUUACCGUUUCACAAACAUACCAUCUGUCUUAGUGCUGGAAUGACACCACUAUUUUGUCACUUGUACACGGUACAAUGUAUUUUUUCCCUUGCUAUUUGUAACUAAUCCUCCAUAAAAAAAGAAAUGGCACACCGUGGUUUUAAAUGUUCCAACUUCGUGAGGAAAUGGCAGCAUAUUGUAUUUUGUCUGCGUCAUAUUGUUUUUCCGCAGCACUGACUGACGGUUUAUUUUUGUUGCUGUAAAUAUAACGUUUCCCUAAUGUUUACGCAUUAAUGAUGGAAUUGAUGUGAUGGAUCGAACAGAUGAGUCUGGUGUCGAGAUGAAUGCACUGUCCUUUCUGCAGUUGGUGAGGGUUUGGCCAUUCCAAAGGUCAGACAGCUUGGACACAAAUUGUGCUAUAAGAUGACAUAACCAACCAGCAUAAUCGCUUAAAUCACCAGCACUCACUGCACAUGCACCCUUCCUCUGCCCUCAACGUUUGUCAUACAAACAAGAGAUAGCUUUGGGGGGAGAUCUUUAUGUAUUGGUCUUCUCACCGUUUGCUUGAAUGAUUUGGGGUGAUUGAGUUGAGCACAUCAUGUACAUUUUGUAAAUCUUUAUUCCAAAAUAGAAAUGAUAAAAUGAUAUAAAGUUUAUGUAUUACUUUG
This is a messenger RNA of Pungitius pungitius (ninespine stickleback), 3317 nucleotides long. Its product is annotated as nuclear receptor subfamily 1 group D member 1. The transcript is spliced from 8 exons. Bases 529 to 2193 code for a protein of 554 amino acids. Lineage: Eukaryota; Metazoa; Chordata; Actinopteri; Perciformes; Gasterosteidae. Gene Ontology annotation, molecular function: zinc ion binding; nuclear receptor activity; RNA polymerase II cis-regulatory region sequence-specific DNA binding. Gene Ontology annotation, biological process: cell differentiation; negative regulation of transcription by RNA polymerase II; hormone-mediated signaling pathway. The record is from RefSeq and is a predicted model, not a curated record.